ACAAACAGCACCUAUUUAACAGAAUGCAGCAGCUCUCUUUUGUUGUUUUGAUAGCAGCAGUGAAUGUUUUUUUCCUGAGCGUGUAGGGUAUUUGUAAGUAGCCCCAAAACUAGAAUUUAACAACUAUGUCAGGUUGUGUAUACCUUGAACUUGUAAGUGUGAGUUUUUGCUGUGAUAGCAGGUCCCUUUGAACGGAGCUUUUUCAACAGUGCAGUUGCAUGGAGACUUUGGAGAAUAAUUCUCAUUGUGGGUUCUAUCACAGCUUUGGCAAAACUGAUCCAGUUUAACAAAAUGCCUCUCAAGAUACAUCUGCAUGGUGGCAGAUUAAAAUGUUUGCAGUACCCUUUGUUGUUUUGCAAAAUGAGGGGUACGUAGGAUUUCUUGAAACUUCUGAGGUAAAUAUUAAUAACUGCAAAUUAAGAGAAGAAAGUCUAUUGUGGUUUGAAAUGAACAUGUUAAGAGGCUGGAACCAAAGAAUCAGGAUGGAUGGAGAGACAGCAAGAUUUAAGUGACCAGAAGUAACCCAAGGUGUGAAGCUCAAGCACAUUUAGAAUAAAAUAUGUCAGCCCUCUGCAGUCCUGAACAUGAGUCUCACCUGGGCGUAAUUUCUGAGCCCCCCCAGCUCUGUGUGUCCAGAGCCUGGUCCCACGUCCCUCCUGCACCGCUCAGCCUCGCCGGCGCAGCCUCCAUCUCUAAGUGAACAAACACAAGCCCUGGAUUGAGACAUCAUACCACGGAAUCAUAACUGAAAAUAAUGACACUGUAAUUUUGGAUCCUCCCCUUGUUGCUUUGGAUAAAGAUGCACCUGUUCCCUUUGCAGGUGAAAUCUGUGCUUUUAAAAUCCAUGGACAAGAAAUGCCCUUCGAAGCUGUUGUGCUAAACAAGACAUCUGGAGAAGGUCGUCUUAGAGCAAAAAGUCCUAUUGACUGUGAACUGCAGAAGGAAUAUACAUUCAUCAUCCAGGCCUAUGACUGUGGAUCUGGACCAGGUGGAACAAACUGGAAGAAAUCUCACAAGGCAGUGGUCCAUAUCCAAGUAAAGGAUGUCAAUGAGUUUUCACCAGUAUUCAAGGAGAGCAUGUAUAAAGCCACCGUGACAGAAGGGAAGAUCUAUGACAGCAUACUGCAGGUAGAAGCCAUAGACGAGGACUGUUCCCCACAGUAUAGCCAGAUCUGCAAUUAUGAAAUUGUCACAACUGAUGUUCCUUUUGCCAUUGACAGAAACGGUAACAUCAGAAACACAGAGAAACUAAACUAUGAUAACCAGCACCAGUAUGAGAUAAUGGUCACAGCCUUCGACUGUGGGCAAAAACAUGCAACCGAAGAUGUCUUAGUACGAGUUAACGUCAAACCAGUGUGCAAACCAGGCUGGCAAGACUGGAACAAACGGAUUCAAUACAAGCCUGGUUCUGGCAGCAUACCUUUGUUUCCCAGCAUUCAUCUAGAAACGUGUGAUGGACCAGUUUCCUCAAUACAUGCAACCAUUGAAUUACAGACCAAUUACAUUGGAAAGGGUUGUGAUCGUGAAACGUACUCAGAAAAAUCUCUGCAGAAAUUAUGCGGAGCUUCCUCAGGUGCCAUUGACCUGUUACCAUCUCCCAGUGCAAAAACUAACUGGACAGCUGGGCUUCUUAUGGAUAACAAUGACAUGAUUUUUAAAUUUGAUGGAAAGCAAGGAGCCAAAAUCCCAGAUGGAAUAGUCCCAAAGAAUUUAACUGAUCAAUUCACCAUCACUCUGUGGAUGAAACAUGGUCCUAGUCCGGGAUUAAGAGCUGAGAAGGAGACUAUUCUCUGCAACUCUGACAAGACAGAGAUGAACCGACACCACUACGCCCUGUACGUGCACAAUUGCCGAUUAGUGUUUCUGUUGCGCAAAGACUUUGAUCAGGCUGACACCUUUCGUCCUGCGGAGUUCCACUGGAAGCUGGAUCAGAUUUGUGAUAAAGAAUGGCAUUACUACGUUGUCAAUGUUGAGUUUCCUGUUGUUACUCUAUACAUGGAUGGAACAACAUAUGAACCUUACCUUGUGACCAAUGACUGGCCUAUCCACCCCUCCCACAUAGCUAUGCAGCUGACAGUUGGGGCUUGUUGGCAAGGAGGUGAAGUCACCAAGCCCAGAUUUGCUCAGUAUUUCCAUGGUAGCCUGGCCAGUCUUACUAUCCGACCCGGCAAAAUUGAGAGUCAGAAAGUGAUUUCCUGUUUGCAGGCCUGCAAGGAAGGUCUGGAUAUUAAUUCUCUUGAGAGUCUUGGCCAAGGAAUAAAGUAUCACUUCAACCCUUCCCAGUCAGUCCUUGUCAUGGAAGGAGAUGACAUUGAGAAUAUAAAUCAAGCUCUCCGAAAGGUCUCAUACAUCAACUCUAGACAGUUUCCUACUGCAGGCGUACGACGACUCAAAGUCUCAUCUAAAGUCCAAUGUUUUGGUGAAGAUGUCUGCAUUACUAUCCCAGAUAUAGACGCGCAUGUAGUGGUGUUUCAGGCCAAUGAGCCCAAGAUUACGAUAAGUGGGAUGGACCACUUUGCUAGACCAGCUGCACAAUUUGAAACUGAAAGAGGUGUUAUUUUGUUACCUGACAUCAGGAUUGUCAGCACAGUCACUAAAAUGGAGCAUCCAGUGGACUUAAAAGAACAUGACAGAGACAAUAAGCCGGUGGUAUUAGAGGAAAUGCUCCACAACUUGGAUUUCUGUGAUAUUUUGGUCAUUGGUGCAGAACUAGAUCCUAAACAAGAGUGUUUAGAACUAGAUCGUGUUGAGCUUCAAGGAAAACAUCUGGAUGCCACAAAUUCCACAGCAGGAUAUUCAGUCUAUGGUGUGGACAACAUGCACAACUACGAACAGGUUCUUCGGCAGAUUCGAUAUCGUAACUGGUUCACUUCUGCCACCUUUGACCGAAAGUUCAGAGUCAAGUGCUCCGAGCUCAAUGGACGUUACACCAGCAAUGAAUUUAACUUGGAGGUUAAUAUUCUACACAGCUCCAACUCCAACUUCAUGGACCAUGUAAAUCAUAUGAUAGUAGAACCACAAUUUCUCCAAUCUGUCCGUCACCCAGAGGAAAGCGUAAAUGCUGUUCACAACUCAGUUGUUCCAAGUGUGGCUACUCUCGUUAUCAUAAUCUGUGUGAGCAUACUCAUUUUCAUCAUAACCUUGGGGGUCUAUCGAAUUCGGACAGCUCAUCAGCACAGCGCUGCGGACAACGAAGGAAGUAAAGAAAAUGAAAUGGAUUGGGAUGAUUCUGCUCUGACUAUUACCGUCAACCCCAUGGAGAAAUAUGAAAAGCCUCACCAGACAGAAGAGGAGAGUGAGGAAGAAGACAUAGAAGAUGAAGAUGAAGACACAACCAGUGCUGAAUCAGAUGAAAGUGACGAGGAAGAGGAGGAGGAGGAGGAGGAAGUGAUCGUCCAAAAGAGAGACAAACAGAAUGUCACCAGGCAAGAGCAGCUGGAGUGGGAUGAUUCAACACUCCGGUACUAAGAGCCCUCCAGCCACAUUAUUCUUUUGUAACAACCAAUACAAUGUUUUUUCAGAGUCUAUGAAUUCAUUGACAGGAUUUGAACUUCUGCUUGCCUAUUACUGUUUUGCCUAAAAUGAUCUUGUUGUAGUAACUAAUAAUGAUAGAACUGACCCUUUUCUUACAAAGCCUGGAGGAAACACUGUACAAAGAUACUGGCAUCACCAGUAAUAACGUAAUCGAGAACCUGAUCUGUUAGCAAGCGUAGUUCUCCAUUUCCUGUUUCUAUACUGCAGAUGUGUGACAAAAGUCCUGUCACUCAGUCCACAGAGGUUUUUACUUUUGCUAUUUUUUUCAUACAGGAGAGAUUUCGGCUUGUUAUGAAGAAUUACUUGUGUGGGUCCAAAUAGCAGUUGCUGUUUGACUUCACACUCUUAUAGGUGUAAAUAUAAUCCACCUUCAGUUCAGGGCAGAGUUUUAGUGCUACAGGUGACAGAGACUGAAUUCCAUUUGUUGUCUUGUCCUGCCUUCUUGGAUGUUAACUGUUUUCUCCAAGGAAAUAUCUAGGACUUGACACGGGAUGCAUGUGUGCCUGUGUAGAAGUGGACGGUGUAUUUUUCAGGCAUGCUGAAAAACCCUUGAGACAAGGUUUUUAUCCAACAUACCCACAGAAACUUAAGGGAGUUUAAAAUACAGCAACAACAAGGGGCUACUGAAGCUUAAAAAAAAGAAAUUGUUCUGUUUCCACAGACUGAGUAAAAUUAUCUUAUGCAAACCGUAAAUUCUAAUGGGAUUGAUUUGCUGAAAACCUGUAGAGCUGUUCAUUAGUUAUGGAUUGAGCAAUUUGCAGCAAAUCGAUGCUUUAAACUGUCUGUCUUGUAAAAUCAUUAGCUUGCUGCGGUGUCUUACUGAAGUAGUGGAAAAUAAGUGACCCCAUUAUUCCAUAGCUGUGUAUGGUUGGGAUUUAAACAGUGGUUUUACAUGAUUAAAAUGUUCCCUUUUGCUUUAGUGAAUACCAGCCGGAAUUCCUGUCUGACUGUAUUCUUUAAGACAUUAUGCCCUAUUUCUUCUGUAUACUUACCCACCUCUGAAUGGCACAAGAGAAAAAGUGACAACAUACACAACAGUCAGCUCUGUUUUGUGCUCAUUAAUUCCCCCUUAUUUUUUCUUCCUGAAGCCAUUAAUGUUGAGAAGAAGUUUUAUAAAGUAGAACAAGAAGAAAUAAAACCUACCUGGAACCAAAAGAAGUGAAAACAAAACCUAAACUCUUAAGGGGCUGAAUACUUUAGUUUGUUAUGGUAACACAGCGUAUUUUUCUUAAACACUGAUUAAAAAGGAAAAAAGAAAAAAAAAAGCAAAGCUACGUACAAUGUGUCGAUAAGUCUGUGUGGUGUGGUUUUUGUCCCCUUACUAACUUUGCGUACCAAAUGAUGCCGCACUUGCUGGGAUAUCCGCUCUAAUGCGUAAAAAACAAAAUGGCAUGGAAGUAAAUGCUGCCAACUGGCUUGUGUGUUUUUUUCCUAAGUACUUCCUUUUCUUUACAGUUUUAUCACUGACUUUUGUUUUUGUAAUUUGCUGUUUAAAACGAGCUGCUUCCUCUUCUCCUCCCUCCCAGAGAAACGAGCAGUCAGUCUUGCAGCAACAGGACCUUCCUGAGCACCCAUGAGUUGAUAUUGCAAAGAGUAACUUGAGCAAAAUUAAAGGGUACCCACCUCCUUCAAUACUCAAUUAUUAGCAACUCCUGAACAUCUUGGAAUAUGGAGAAUAUAUUCUGGGUUUGGGAGUUCUUUUAAUUCCAGUUUCUGCAUCUGAUAGUUGCAGGGAAGAUUGCCAGCAACUAGAGCUUGUAGUUCAACUAGAAAGGAAAUGAAAAGAACUCCAAAUUAAUUUUAAAAUUAGAGAUCUUUGUGUUCUUUUUUGACGUGCCAACAAUCGUGUUGGCACAUCAUUGUUAAGACUGGUAAUAUAUAAAGUUUUUCUUAUGUGAGCAGUCCUGUGUUUGUUUUUUUUAUUCUGGUCUCUCACAUGUAUUAAACUUACAAGAAUAUUUGCGGAAUCAAGCCCACAUAAAUACUAUUUCUCUAUAGGAAUAGAUAUUUUAAAAUUGGCCAAAAUUUGUUUAAUAAAAUACUAAUUUUAAAAUUUCAGAAUAUCUUGAACAGAAAUGUUAUGAAAAUGUUAUAUUUCCUAGCAUCCUAGUACCCUAAAGAAUUUCCUAGUGGUAAUUAUGGUAGUGACACGAAGCAGACUCUUCGUGAUGCUUAUUAUCAGCACACAUCAGCAAAGCAUUCUUCUCAGAAAAAAAAAUAAUAGAUAUUUAAAAGUUCAAUUUCAUAUUUAAAACUGGACUUAAAUUAUUUAAAAUUUAAUCAUUUAAAAAGUCUGCCUUUCCUGAUUAUUAUUGUUAUCACAGCAAACACCAAGGCAAUUUGAAAACAGCAGUUUACAACCUGACAAGCCUUUAGUGCUUUUAUAUGUUCAUGUGUUCGUCGGUGUAUUUCUCCAUCUAACAGUUUUUUAGCUUUUUGUUACUAGAAGCAAAUCUUUUCAGAUCACGCUGGUACAUUGCACAAGAAGCAAACAAAGUAUUUUCUCUACUGUAGGUAAACCUACAUUUUUAAACCUAAGCAAAGUAAUACAGGCAUGUGUGUUAUCACUAAAAUUUGGUUUGCAACAAGAUACUCAGCAAACUCAAAUGUAUCACUGUCCUUAUUUUAGAUUACUCCUUGGAGAGCAUUAUGCAGCAUUUUUCAUUCAAAUAAACAGAAAAAUCCUUUCCACAAAAUGUUAGUGGGAAUGAGAUACUUUACAAAAUGAAGCUUAGAAUUAGAAUAUCAAUAUGGAAGUUGACAGCAACGGCUUCAUGAGCAAAAGCCUACUAGGAGAGUAACAUAGAAAAAUCACUUUUUCAUAAAUAAUUUUAACAAUAUUUCCUCUCCUCCAUUAAGCAUUAUUUGAUGUCAAAUACUUGCUCAAAACCAAACCAGAACAUGUACAUAUAUAUAUAUAUAUAUAUAUAUAUAUCUCUGUGUGCACACAUAUACCCCCCCACACACAACUGCUUUUUGCCCCUAAUCAAAAGCCAAAUAUCUCUCCUUUCCUCUCUGAAAAAAAAGUGUUUAUGCUGUAAAUUUUGAAAUGGCAACUGCGGUGUCUGGCUCUUCAGGAUGCAAUGUUUAUCCUUAGCCCUGUUGUGAGUUUGAGCUAUGAAGAAAAACAAAUAAAGGCAGUUCUUUACAGUAGCAAUAAACAAGUGCAACCAAAAAAAAUCCCCAUCUCUGAAGAGGUACUUGUAAUGCAUGACAUCAGGAACCUGUGGUGCCAGAGCUCUAAAGUGACAUCACAUCAAUGAAUGCCUUUACAUUUUUGAAAUUCUAAUCUAAGGCUGGGAAAAGCUGCAAAACCUACAAGUGCAAAUUCAAGAUGGUGAUAAACCUGAAUUACUGUAACUGCCUAAGUUGCUUUUUGUGAUCAAUAGGCUCACAUUUCAUUUUCACUUCUACCCUCUUCACAGCUAUUUUAUCUUUGCAAAUCAAACUUAAAAUGCAUAUUUUUUGAGAUUAAGCUCAAUAUUUAUUUCAAUUGCAUUGGCUGACACCAUUUAGAUUAAAUUAGAAAUAGACAUCUAGGGUUCAUGACAUCUUUAAUACUAAUUAAAAUAAAAAGUUGUUAUUUGUUCAGUAGUGGCUCAACUGCUUCUUAACUGGUGAUGAUCUGCCUGGCCAAGGCCUAAUGGGAGAGAGUGCAGUUUAUUUCCCUUUCUGGUGUGUCAUGGUGCUGGCCUUGCUGCCAGUACAUUCACCAUCCUUCAUUCAGGAAGAAAAUAAGACUCAGAAAGGGUCAGAGGGUUUAUAUUUCCUCUAGUGGGGAUGAAAUCCAGUGUCUCCAUUGCAGGAGCUGUCCUUGCCUGACCCUAAGCUGAAAUAAUGCCAUGGGACAGUAGUAGCCCCAGGUUAAAGCUGGUCAGAGGGUACUUUGAUGAGCCGUGCACCUGCUUUGUUUCUCAGCUGUCUCUUUCCCUGACCUGUAACACGAGAGGCAGCUCCAGUGCUUUUACCUGGUGGGGAUCCCCGCAGGUUGGGACACGACACUUCCUCUUCUGGAAGUUUUAGUGCCAGCACCACCCCAGUCAUCUCCACCACUGUCCACGCUUAGCAAAGAGGAGUCUUCAGUGAAGUGACAGCGGGUAAAGCUCUGUUGGGAUGGACUCAUGCAGCUGCUCCUGGAAUAUAUAUGAUAAUACCAAGAUUAAGGAUAUUUGCAAUAGCAUAUGGAUAAGCAGGGAGAGGAAAUUUAACUGUAAGGACAUCUCCAGGACUUAAAAAAAAAAAUCACCUCUUCCCUAAACUCAUACAUAUUGACUAGAUUAGAAAGCUUAAUAGUAGGGUAUCCCCAUCAGUUUUUGUAUGCUUAUUGAAAAUGACAGUAAAACCUCAUAGCAAAAUGCAGUUUCCAUCUAAACAAUUACGAGGAAUUUAGCCAUAGGCAAAGGAGCCAAAUACUACAAAACCUUGGUGUCUGACAUCAUGACUUUGCUGGGCAAAUGUGCUUCACCUCUGUGGAGCGUCGCUGUUUUGUGGAUGUAUGCUGUCUACUCUUUCAGCACUACACUUAAAAAGCAACCAAUAGGUUAACAGCAAGAGAACAGUUCAUUUGGCAGAAAAAUAAAGGUGUCGUAGCUUGUAAAAACAUGUUUAAAAUACACUUACUUGGUGUUGAAAAAGAACAAUUUCAUGAACUAAAAUUUUGGACAAAUAUUGACAGUUGGUAGACAAAUAACAGUGAUAUGAGCAGAAUUUUGAAAAACACACACAAACUGAUAAAUUACGUUGCAUAUAUAUAUAUAAUAUAAAAUUUUGUAUACAUACAAAUUUUAGGUUAUAUUGUAUGUGUGUUUUUAAAAAUAUAUAAAAAUAUAGAUUAUCUGGGUUGGAAAUACACCUCUUGUUUUAUCCAGCAUUUUCUAUGAAGCUGCAUGGAUUUAGGCUGCACAGCUGGAUAUGCUCUGAGACUUAGCUGGAAAUGCUGGCAUCAAGGUAUAUAGCAUCUGUGCCCUAAAAAUGGGGCCAUUUAUGGCUUUUUAGCAUCCCAGUCAGAUGCGAGUCAUCGUGCUGGCUAGCUGGAAAUCACAAACAAAUGGCCCAUGAGCUCUGCUUCUGCCAUGAUAAAAUUACUGAACAACAACAAAAAAGUGGACAUAGGUGGAGGAGCCUGGAUGUGCAGCAGCCUCAUCUUGAAGUGUCGUUUACUUUGACCAUAAGCCUUGGGAUUAGCGCACCUCUAGAUGAUUCCUGUAGCUGCUGACCUUUCCUCAGUAUCCAUAAGGCAGUUCUCAUACACCAGUUGCGCAAAUCUAAGGGGGAAAUAGAAAAAUAUAUUUAAAAACAUAGGUCUGUCAAAGACAGCAAAAGUAAAAGCAAAUUUGAAAUGACAAAAAAUAUUACUGUUAAUGGUACAUAAUGCUAUGCUAUGUAUCAUCUUCAUGUUUCAACCAGUAUCGCCAACCGCAUAAUAGCAUUAGAUUUCUGCUUCCUCAGGCUGAGCUGAGCAAGAUGACAAGUUUUGUUCAUGCCACAUCCUCAUUGCCCACACUUCAUAGCAUACAAACACCACUCCAAACAGCCAGAGGAAUGGCAGCCACCCUUGUCCCUCAAAGCCCUAGGUGUUGCCAAAAAAACAGCACUCCCAUGCUCACUUUGCAAUAGAAUAUAAACACUUUCUACACUACCCAGAAGCAAACAGUGAUCUGUACAAUCUUUGUAUAUUUGUGUAAAAUGGUUUUGUUGUUUGGUUUUUACCUUUUAAGAAAAAAAAAAGGGUGGCAUAAGAAAUGUGUCAGGUUUGUGUGCAUGUUUCAGAUUUCCAGUGAAAGAAAUGACAGUUUCAGAUGAGCCGACAAAAGAAGGUGUAUCCAGUGAUCAGACUAUUUGCUUUAGCACUAGGGUGUUUUGUUUCUCGGUUUUGGUUUGCUGGGGUUUUUUUGUUAUUUUGGGGUGGUUUUUUUUGUUAGCCCCUCCUGGAUUCCAGGUUCUUUAUUAUUAGCAUUGAGAAUAAAGACAGGUUCGAAGGAUGACCGCUAGAGCUACAGCAGAGUAAAACACAUACUCUGUUUACACACCCAAUCCCAAGAAGUAUUUCUGCUAAAUCGAUCAGGAAAAUUGUUCCAGCAAUAUCGCAGAAGGUAACUAUACUUCAUUACCUUUGUAUGAGUAACAAAGUACAAGCACGGUAUAAGGGUUUUUUUGUGUUGGUGGUUGGUUGUUUUUGCCUUUUUUGUUUGUUUUCCUAAAGAUGACAGGAACAUAAAAUAGAAAUCCACAAUGCUUAAACAUAGCAAAAGUGAAAGGGGAGCAAGGGCUUUCAUUUCAUAAAGCCCUGUCUAACAAAGGGUUUUAAAAUAAUAAACAAUUUUAACCCACAUUAUUGAAGCUUAGGCACAAGAAAAUGAAUCCAGGAGGUUUUGCAUGAUCACAACUUCAUUCCUAAUGAUGAAUAGAGAGUUGCUAAUCUGGUCCCCUGCUUCCCAGGAGGCAUUUUUCUGCCUUUUGAGUCGGUACUGACAGUGGUUCACUACAUAGAGUUUCCAUUUCUCUGCUUGUAAAUAGGAAUAAUGAUGCUGACAUCCCUCACAAAGUACUGUGAGCCCUGUAAGCGAAAAGCACUGUCGAAGAGCUUGGUGGUGGUAUGAUUCAAUAAUUCUGCUGCAGCUCUUCUUACAGCCCUCCAUUGUGGAGCACCCUAUACACUUGCAAAAUCAAUGACACAAUGGUUACAGUCAAGAACUUUGGGCUCGUUUCAUUAGUUACUGCCUAUAAAGAAACACAAUAGCUUGAAACAUUACACACAUUUAAAACAGUUUAGAAAAAGCCCUCAUUCCUAUUUUCAACUCUAACUUGUGUGGAAAUAGUGCAUUCAUCAGCUGUUGAAGCUGCAGGGUCACGUAUUGUCACUAUUUAUUCCCCUGCAGAGAACAAAGCAGAAGAGUUUUUCCCCAGCUAAGUGCAGUGUGUGAUAGAAGAAUGCAGCUUUCGCUAGGUGAGGUGCAUAAAGCCUGCCAAACGCAAAGAGAAACUCUUUCCAAACGGGGACUUCAAAACCAGAAAAUUCCAUGGGAGUAAAAGGCCUUUCUGCUGCCCUACUGCUGUCCUUUUGUAUAAACCUGGAUACAGUUUUGGGUUUUCAGAGCCAUCUAACUUCCUAACCAGAUAUAAAGUUAUUUCAGGUCAGUGACUACAAUGAGAUUUCGAGCCAAUACUGAAACCGACAACAAAUUCUUGUCUACAGUCUGCUUAAUGUGCACCUGAGAAGGUGGAUGGUCGUUUUAACUGGGCAUGCUCUUUGGAACGUGGAAUUGAUUAAUUGCAGCCAGUUCUUUUAGAAAAUUGAAUUGUCAUUUAGGGAAGAGUGAACAGGGAGGUAGAAAAGAAUAUUGCAUGAAUAACAGAGAGAGUUACGGUUUUCAGCUGAUGUGAAAGAAAGCUGGAAUUUCAUCUUCUAGAAAGAAGAGAAAUUAAAAGCUUGAGAGUCAAACAGCAGGAAAACGGAAACACGCUAUUUUCAUGUCCAGAACUGACAGCUAUCAACAAUCGGCAAGAAGGAAAAAGGAAUAUAGGAUGUUGAAGAGUCCCGAGAUGGCCGUGUCUGUAUGCAUGCACACAUAUGCAUGUAUACAUAUAUACGUAUACAGAAUAAUCACCUAAUCAUUUCCAGCAUGGAGGUGGUGGUUGUAGUAAUGAACUAGAACCUUAAGUUAUGUUCCAGGGUUGCUGCUGUUUGCAGCAGCUUCAUUAGUUACAGUUCACUACCUCCAGCAGAGCUGGGAAGGGAGUGAGACCACGACAAAAGUUGCUAUACGGUGUCUGUAUUAUGUGGAAAUAUUUUACGGCCAAGGCAGGCUGAUGGUGAUUUGCACAUAAACUUUUUGCCUGUAGUGAAUUAAAUUUCAUUGUACAACUACCACCCAUUUUAAUUUGAGGUAAGAGACAGAACUUCUGCACACACACAACUGUUUUGAUGAGAUUUUCUACAACCAACAUGCUCCAUAGACUGGAGAAGGAAUGGGGAACACCCAAGAAAGACUGUACUCCAUGUUGCAAAGGCCCUUAUUUAAACUUUUUGUAAUGAUCCAAUUCCUUAAGUGACCACAUAGUUAGAAAUCUUCAUUUUUGAAAAUACACAAGACAGAAAAAUUUUCAAGGAUAACAAUAAUCUCUGGAUGUUUCUGAGAGCUGAAGCUGUUACCUCCAUUCUCAGAUCCUCUACAAACUGAUCUGAAAAAUGUGAGGUACAUCUCAAAAGAUGCCUUUUUAUAUUCUGUUGUGAAUACUGCAGCAGCAGAAUCUUGGGGAAAUACUUGAUUGUGGUUAACAGGCAGUUCUGUUCAAAGGGUCAUCACAACAGAGAUAGAAACAUACCAGAGUGCGUUAUUGCUUUGCAGAAUAACACACACUGUGGCUAAGAUUCCUAAUAAAUGUUUCAUCUACAUUUCAUUGUGUUUAGAAGUUGCUGCUGGACUCAUUAAAUCCUAGAAAUAAAGAUCAGUAGACAGAAAGGAAAAACUAAUGCAGGUAGAGUAUUAUGCUAACAGUGCAGAAUUGUUCCCUAGAAUAUAUUUUCUAGUGUUAGAGGCAGGAGUGGGGGUGUUUCAGCCUACUUUAGUGUUCAUAAGCCUGGGGCUUCUACUCCUUCCCCUGAGAGAUUAUUCUACAAUCUAUUAGAAUUCACCAUUAGAAAGCUUUUCCUGAUAAUGACUUUCAAUAAUCCUUUUUGUAAUUUUUAUCUCAUUAGUCCCAGUUAUAUCCUUUUGCACUACCCUAAAUAUUUCGUCUAACUAUGAUUUAUAUCCUUUGAAUAUUUUUAGAUAGUUAUCAAGUUUGUUGCCUUGGGUCAUUUCUUAGGGAAGCUAUGAACCCCCCUCCUUCCAAUUCAUUCUUUCAGACUCAUCUUUUCUUACCUUUUCAUGAAAUGUCAUUAAUACACAAACUGAAAACCUGGUAUCCUGGUAUUUCCUUCAAUUGAUCACGGUCAGUUCACUCUGUUAAAGUGCUCUGUGUUGGUCUGUGUCACUGCAUAGCUUGUCAAAGAUUUAAAAAAAUUUAUAUUGAAACUUGAUUUUUAAAAUAUCUUUUCUGUAAUCUAUGGUUAAGUUAUGAUGUAAUAUGAAUUUGGCAGCAUCUUUUAUGUCAGUAUGGUUUGACAAAGCCAACCAAUAAACAUUGGAACCAAACAAUAAUACAAA
Molecule: messenger RNA, 12683 nt
Organism: Columba livia (rock pigeon)
Lineage: Eukaryota; Metazoa; Chordata; Aves; Columbiformes; Columbidae
Gene: CLSTN2
Product: calsyntenin 2
Exons: 19
Coding region: 856-3468 (870 amino acids)
Biological process (GO): positive regulation of synaptic transmission; positive regulation of synapse assembly; homophilic cell-cell adhesion
Cellular component (GO): postsynaptic membrane; cell surface
Molecular function (GO): X11-like protein binding; amyloid-beta binding; calcium ion binding
Source: RefSeq, a predicted model, not a curated record